This is a messenger RNA of Trypanosoma grayi, 501 nucleotides long. Its product is annotated as cupin. The coding region runs from base 1 to 501 and encodes 166 amino acids. Lineage: Eukaryota; Euglenozoa; Kinetoplastea; Trypanosomatida; Trypanosomatidae. The record is from RefSeq and is a predicted model, not a curated record. Gene Ontology annotation, cellular component: intracellular anatomical structure. The transcript has a single exon.
AUGAAUAAGGAAGCACACUGUUGGAUCGACAAACUUGGUCUUCUCCCACACAGAGAAGGUGGCUUCUUCAAGGAGGUGCUGCGCUCGAACGAUGUGGUGGAAACAGACAGGGGUAGUCGUGCCUACUACACGAGCAUUUACUUCCUGCUGACGCAUGGUGGCCCCUCCCACUUUCACAGCAUCCAGUCGGAUGAGGUGUGGUACUACCACGCAGGGGCGCCGCUGACGGUGCACAUUCUGCACCCAAACGGCGGGUACGAGGCAAUCAAAGUGGGUCCAAACGCCGACAAGGGUGAGGUGCUGCAGGCUGUUGUUCCAAAGGGCCGCAUAUUUGGGUCGAGUGUGGAGACGGAGGGAGGUUACUCAGUGGCCAGCUGCAUGUGCUCACCUGGCUUUGAUUACGCCGAUUUUAAGCUCUACACGAAGGACGAGCUGUUGCCGCUCUUCCCCAAUGCAAAGAACGUUAUCGAACAACUCGCGUAUGAUAAGAUCCCUCAGUAG